Penicillium waksmanii is the source of this 1536-nucleotide messenger RNA. Its product is annotated as purine-cytosine permease family protein. Gene Ontology annotation, biological process: transmembrane transport. The coding region runs from base 1 to 1536 and encodes 511 amino acids. Gene Ontology annotation, cellular component: plasma membrane; fungal-type vacuole membrane. NCBI's taxonomy places the organism in Eukaryota, Fungi, Ascomycota, Eurotiomycetes, Eurotiales, Aspergillaceae. The transcript is spliced from 4 exons. Gene Ontology annotation, molecular function: transmembrane transporter activity. The record is from RefSeq and is a predicted model, not a curated record.
AUGAAGCCCGAAGAUAUCGAAAAGGCGCACGAAUCACCUUCCCUACGCAGUGUGAGCCCAUUCGAAAUAUAUAACGACUCCUCAAGCGCAAUCAAUGCCGGAAUCGAUACCAAGCCGCAAUCAAGAUAUCGCAGAUUGAUCCAAAGCCUCAAGAAUGUCGAAUCCCAAGGUAUCGAGCGCGUACUCCCCGAGGAGCGCGAGGAAAUGACAGCAUCUUCAACAUUGCACAUGUUGCUCAUGUGGUUCAGCAUGGCACUGGCCACAAAUAACAUCAUUGUUGGGUCCAUGGGAACAAUGGUAUUGGGCCUCAGCUUCAAGGAUGCAGCUCUGUGCGCUGUGUUUGGAAACUUGGUGGGAGCUUCGACAAUCGGGUAUAUGAGCACCUGGGGACCGCGGAGUGGCAACAGAACCUUGAUCGUUUCUCGCUAUUUCAUGGGAUACUACCCUAGCAAAGCCUGCUGCAUGCUCAAUGUUUUCACCAACCUCGGAUAUAGUAUGGUGAAUUGUGUUGUCGGAGGCCAAAUCUUGUCCAAGGUGUCUGGCGGACACCUCUCAGUUCUGGUUGGAAUUGUUGUUGUGGCAUUUUCAAGCUGGGUAAUGGCAAUGUUUGGAAUGCGCAUUUUCCAGAUCUAUGAGCGAGUUGCAUGGCUCCCCCAAUUGAUGGUCCUGUGUAUAAUGGUAGGAUCUGCUGGUCCGCAUUUUGAUUUCAGCACUCGCACGGAGAGCUCUGCGGCAGUUCUGAAUGCUAAACGUAUCUCCUUCUUCUCUCUGUGCCUUUCCGUUGGUCUCUCUUGGGCACCCCUGGCCGCUGAUUAUUAUGUUUAUUACCCGUCUCAUGUCAAGCGCUGGAGAACCUUUGCCGUGACUGUCCUUGGAUGUGGACAAGCGAUGGUAAUCACUUUGGUCCUGGGCAUUGGCUUGGGGACAGUCAUGGCGAGCUCCCCGACAUAUGCUCUGAAGUAUGGAACCGACCCUGGCGGCCUGCUGAUGACUGCGUAUGAUUCCCUCGGAGGAUUUGGCAAAUUUUGCGCCGUGAUCAAUGUGCUCGCUCUGGUCGCCAGCAACACUCCCGGUUCAUAUUCCAUGGGCAUGAACUUUCAAAUGCUCGGCGGAUUCUUUCAAAGGGUCCCGCGACCGAUCUUCACCACGCUGAGCACAAUCAUCUAUACCGCUUGUGCCAUGGGCGGCCGCAACUCCCUCUAUGAGAUCUUCAAGGGUUUCUUGCCAUUGAUCGGAUAUUGGGUUAUCAUUUGGUUCAUGAUUGUUUUGGAAGAAGACGUGAUCUUUCGCAGGAAAAGUGGAUAUGACUGGACUGCCUGGAAUAACCCCCAGAAGCUGCCCAAGGGUAUUGCUGCUGGUAUCAGCUUCUUGAUCGGAUGGGCUGGAGCGAUCCUCGGCAUGAAUCAAUCAUAUUACAGCGGUAUCAUCGCCCAGCUCACGAACGGGUCGGAUCUGGGAAUCUGGAUAGGGGCCGGAUUUACGGCGAUGGCGUAUCCGCCAUUGAGGAUGCUCGAAUUAUCGUUGUAUGGCCGCUAG